ACGAAUACCCAUUCAUCUGUAGACUUGGGCGUUGUACUCCGCAUCUUAUUAGCGGCGAGGGAAAUUUCUCCAUUUUCCACGAACUAUACGGCCACAAAUCUGGAAUUUCGUUUUAUUACUCUGUAUCUGGUAUACUUUGCAGUUUGUCAAUUUUUUGCUUAUUUCAGUUGGAUCUUGCUUCCAUUCAGAGAAGAACUUGGGGAGGUCUUUGUAGUGAACUUACUAAAAGGAUAGAAACGUGUAGUCUUUGUUCAUCUGCUGGAACGGUUGAGUCUCUUUGUUGGAACGAAAGCAUGGGAGCACAAUUCUCCAAGACCGCUGCAAAAGGCGAAGUCGUCUCAGAAAAGCCAGGAGAUGCUGCUGCUUCAACCUCAAAGACAAAUGGACAGGAAAACGGUCAUGUGAAAGCAAACGGUGACACCUCUCCUACCGCUGAGGAAGCGGGCCAGGAGGGGGCGCAGGCCAAUGGGAGUGCUCCGGCUGAGGAAGGGGCAGGGCAGCCCGAGGUGGCACCUGCAGAGGAGGGUGGCGAGGGCGAGAAGGUGAGCGCUGAGGCUGCCCCCACCGCUGAGGGUGAGGCCAAGCCAGAGGAGGAGGCGGCCGCUGACGGCGACAAAAAGAAAAAGAAGCGCUUCUCCUUCAAGAAGCCCUUCAAGCUCAGCGGCUUCUCUUUCAAGAAGACCAAGAAGGAGGAAGCCGAGGCGGAGGACGGCGAGGAGGGCAAGGGCGAGGCCGAGGCCCAGGAGGAGGGCGCCACAGCGGCCGCCCCGGAGGCCGAGGCUGCAGCCGAGGCGGAGAAGCCGGUGUCCGAGGAGACGAAACCGAGCCCUGCCGUGGACGAACCCGCCGCAGAGCCGAAAGCCGCCGAACCGCAAGUGGCCGAGCCGGAGGUGGCUGCAGCUGAGCCGGAUCCUGCACCCUCAACAGAAGAGACCGGCGCCAGCCCGGAGGCAGCCGCCAGCGCAGAGUGAGCGGGCGGCCUCCUCGGAUCGAGACGAACGAAACGGAAAAACGGAAAAGGAAAACCGAUAAUCAAAGAACUGUUCCCUGCUUGUACAUUGGCGAUGUGCCAGGUGCUGUUUUUUUUUUUUUUUUUUUUUUUUUUUUUAAACUUGUGUACAAGCCAGGGAUAUUUUAAAGUUGAUUUGCCCCACAGCCCUCUAAAACAACACCCCUGUUCGUAUCCAGUGUUACUGCCAUUCCAGUAGGUGAAGGUGUGGACGGCUCUGAAUACUAGAGAGAAAUGCGUCCAUGUUCUGCUGUGUACCUUUUUUCAUCAGUAUUAAAUGUUUUUUGUGUGCAUAUUUUGAAUUUUUAUACAUGUAAAAAAUGUAAUGUACGGACGUGCCUACAGUUCUAAAGGUCGGCAGGAAGUUGAAAUGUGUAAAUGUCUGGGUGUGGGCUGCAGAUACAUUUCAGGUGGUGUCUGUUGCCUGGGAAUCCACCACACUGGGUAAUGCAGUCUUAAACGGGAAAUGAAGUCAUCUAUGUAAAGUGUACAAUAUGGUGAAUGACACUGUCAUCAAUGUUACGGGAAGACCAUAACCUUUCCCUGAAAGAACUAGCUUUAGAAUGGAUUUCAAUUGUAGGAGCUUUUCACUUCUUUCAUCUGUACUUUUCAGUGAUUUAUGUAGAAAUGCAGGUUUGUAUAGGCUUUGUUUAUUGCUGGUUUUAUGACCUUAAUAAAGUGUAAGUACAAGUAUGUAUGACCGGCAGGGUGUUUUUAACUGUGAUUAUUGUACAAAUUUUGAUCUCAAAGCACACAAGGUUUCUUUCCACAACACUCAAUUUGAUACAUAAAAUAUUAAAGUACUCUUAAUCUUUGAAGCAAUUCUGAGCUCAAACAAAGCUGUGAUAAGUGGAACAACCUUUGCAUACUGUGCUAUGUUUUAAUUACAGCAGACAACACUUUACAGUUUGAAGAACAUGCAUUGUUUGUGUAGCAUCUUGUCCUUUGUUUUUGUUUUUUUUGUAAAUACUGGAGAAGCUUUGACCAAUUUGACUUAGAGUUGGAAUGUAACUUUGCUUACAAAAUUGCUAUUAACCUCCUGCUGAAGGUGUUCGAAUUUUCUGUGAGCACUCAAAGCAAAAAUAAAUGUGAAUAAACUGC
Conger conger (European conger) is the source of this 2110-nucleotide messenger RNA. Its product is annotated as myristoylated alanine-rich C-kinase substrate-like. The transcript is spliced from 2 exons. Gene Ontology annotation, molecular function: calmodulin binding; actin filament binding. The record is from RefSeq and is a predicted model, not a curated record. NCBI's taxonomy places the organism in Eukaryota, Metazoa, Chordata, Actinopteri, Anguilliformes, Congridae. Bases 294 to 971 code for a protein of 225 amino acids. Gene Ontology annotation, cellular component: cytoplasm; actin filament bundle; plasma membrane. Gene Ontology annotation, biological process: central nervous system development; actin filament organization.